This is a messenger RNA of Caenorhabditis briggsae, 1245 nucleotides long. It is a transcript of the gene Cbr-npr-11, whose product is annotated as Protein CBR-NPR-11. The transcript is spliced from 7 exons. Gene Ontology annotation, molecular function: neuropeptide Y receptor activity. Gene Ontology annotation, biological process: G protein-coupled receptor signaling pathway. Gene Ontology annotation, cellular component: membrane. The coding region runs from base 1 to 1245 and encodes 414 amino acids. NCBI's taxonomy places the organism in Eukaryota, Metazoa, Nematoda, Chromadorea, Rhabditida, Rhabditidae. The record is from RefSeq and is a predicted model, not a curated record.
AUGGGAUCGGCAGUAAACGAGUCAUGUGACAACUAUGUCGAAAUUUUCAAGAAAAUCAACUACUAUUUCCGUGAUGAUCAAGUUAUCAACGGUACAGAAUAUUCUCAGAAAGAAUUUGGGUAUUUCAUCACCUUUGCUUAUAUGCUGAUAAUCCUGUUUGGAGCAAUGGGUAACUUCUUGACUAUCAUUGUUGUCAUACUAAAUCCGUCGAUGCGAACAACUCGAAACUUUUUUAUUCUGAACUUAGCUCUGUCUGAUUUUUUUGUUUGCAUUGUCACCGCUCCUACCACGUUGUAUACAGUUCUUUAUAUGUUUUGGCCAUUUAGUAGGACGUUAUGUAAAAUCGCUGGUUCGCUACAAGGGUUCAACAUUUUCCUUUCAACAUUCUCCAUUGCUUCAAUUGCGGUGGAUAGAUAUGUGCUUAUCAUUUUUCCUACCAAGCGAGAAAGACAACAAAACCUUUCAUUUUGUUUUUUUAUAAUGAUCUGGGUCAUCUCUCUCAUAUUAGCGGUUCCUCUUCUCCAAGCAUCCGAUCUAACAUCUGUUUUUGUGGAACCAUCGUGUGAUAUUGCUUUGUACAUUUGCCAUGAACAAAAUGAAAUUUGGGAAAAGAUGAUCAUAUCAAAAGCCACAUAUACUCUCGCCGUUCUUGUUACCCAGUAUGCAUUCCCGUUGUUUUCAUUGGUUUUUGCGUAUUCUCGAAUCGCAUACAGAAUGAAGUUGCGAUUUGCAAAUAGAAACCAGAACUUGACUACUGCCACCAAUACAAAUCAACGGAGAAGUAGUAGAGCGACAGCGCCGCACUCAUCUUCUCCUUGUCUGCGUCGUUGCAGUGUUCGCUGUAGCUUGGCUCCCUUUAAAUGUAUUCCAUAUUGUGAGCUCAUAAAACAUAAUCAUCACUACUUAGAAAAUUUUCAGUUUAACACAUUCGAAUUUGUAAACAGUUUCUCAGUUACAACAUUCAGCAUCUGCCAUUGCCUGGCAAUGUGCUCUGCUUGUUUGAACCCUUUAAUUUAUGCAUUUUUCAACCAUAAUUUCCGGAUUGAGUUCAUUCAUCUUUUUGAUAGAGUUGGUUUGAGGUCUUUGAGAAUUGUGAUUUUUGGAGAACAGGAAUCGUUAAAAAAGAGGACCGAGUGUAGAAAUCGAGCAGGAUGCAAAACUGUUACGACUACCGAGCCAACGACAUUCCAUAGGAUGAAUGAAAGCAUGAUUCUGAGUGCGAUGGAGCACGAUGAACAAUUAUGA